Xylaria bambusicola is the source of this 2688-nucleotide messenger RNA. RefSeq names its product SIR2-like domain-containing protein. Lineage: Eukaryota; Fungi; Ascomycota; Sordariomycetes; Xylariales; Xylariaceae. Bases 1 to 2688 code for a protein of 895 amino acids. The record is from RefSeq and is a predicted model, not a curated record. The transcript has 6 exons.
AUGGUUGGGCCCUCUGCGGCAGGUAGUGAUAUGGGCGGCGGUGGCGGCGAUUCUCUUUACGGUCCUAGUCCGCCGCAUUCUCCGGGCUCUGAGUUUGAGGAUCUAUGGCCGCAAGAUUCAGCCGAGAUUCAAAUUGCAGAGCCCGCACAGCCUGGUUUCCAGGAUCCGGAGAUCCCGGAUGUUGAGUGGCAGGAACCUGAAGGCGAAAGUACAGACUCUCAAUCUUCAAUCCCGGACGUCGAAGUUAUGGAGAGCCGAGGUUCUGGUCACCUAGGAUCCGAUCCUCAAGGUGUCGUGUCGGAAGAUUCUGAGCCGAAGCCUGUUGACCCCGAUCUAGUUGCAUCACCAGAUGCCGGUUCUCAAGCUGUUGAUCCGCAAACCGAGUCUGUAAAUCCCGAGCCCGUAGUCAAGACCUCAAGUCCAAAGUUAUCCAAUCCUCCGACCCCAGACCCCACCGUUGCCGCGACUACAGCAUUUAUGGCAAUGGCCCCAGACAGCGAUGAUUCGAGUUCAUCAAGUAGCUCUCCAGUCGUUAGGGCGAAUAAUAUCAACACGAGACGGCAGAAACGACAGAUUAAGAAACGAGAGGAAGAAAGAAAACAGGCAGAAUCUCUGAGGAUACAAGAGGAGUCUAUUCAGAUACUCCGUCAGCAGCUCAAAUACGGUCGCUUGGCGAUCUGUGUAGGCUCUGGUGUCACGCUUUAUUCGGCGUCUACACAGACUUCGCGACUUUCAUGGUGGGGGCUUAUGGCCAAUGCUCUAGACUACUUUGAAGACCAGGCGUCGGGGCUAACUAAAAACUCAAUCAAGAAAGCCGACCUUAAUAGUGCUAGGAAAAUAUUGCUGAAGAAAGAUCUUACCGAAGCGGACCGUGAGGAUGUUACGAAUAGAAUCCAGAAACUGUUGGCUAGCCGCAUUGAUCUCGAGACAACGUGGAUGAGAGCUCAAUUCCAAAAUCUAUACAGGGACUACGUUGAUCAGCUCGAGAUUCUGGACGCGAUAAAGCUACUUCAACAACAAGGCGCUUUGCUAUUCACCACAAACUACGAUGACCUACUCGAAAAGCACUGUAACCUGGAACCCAUCGAUGCUUCAGAUCCCAAUGGCUUGAUAUCGUUCCGCCGAGGUUCUCGGCCAGCUGUCUUCCAUCCCCACGGGUACUGGAGGAACGCGAAACAUAUUGUGUUAUCCGCGGAACAAUACUGGCGCGUUAAGAAUGACCAGGUUGUUCAAGAGACACUGCAGCAUAUCUUAGCGACGAAGACUGUUUUGUUUGUGGGAUGUGGAGGUGGCCUGGCUGACCCGAAUUUUGGAUCGCUGAUUAACUGGAUUGGAGAGAAGAAUAUUGGAACCAGUUCGAGUCACUACAUCUUGCUUCAAAGGCAAGAACAAAAUCCAGUAACACAGUUACCCCUGAUCCAUUUGAGGUGCGAGGGAUUUGACGACAUCCCACGAUAUCUCAAGAAUAUGCUAGACCCGAGCGAACGCCGGGAGGGUAGCUUAUACGAAAUACCCUGGGAUCGUGAAAGAAGGAGGAUCCACGAUUGGUUGAAACCCGCCGAUCAAUCUGAGUUCCUUAACGACAUGAUGAAUCUUCACGGCCCUAACAGGUUCGACCGACAAGUAACGAAUAGCCAAGAUGUUUGGUCUAUGAACACACCUUCUCGGGUAAGAGUGAAGGGACCUGAAGGUUUCGGUAAAACAAUGUUCUGCGCCUCCGUGAUUCAUCACACAUUGAAGUCAUGCCGAUUGCCCGCUUUAAGACGUACACGGGACUCCCUCGCCUAUUUCUUCUGCGCAACAUACAGACCUUAUGUCGACCAGGCCGAAGUGCACCUCCACGAUUUCAAUCUAUUCCUUCGAACAAUUAUCUCGCAACUCUGCCCACCAGCAACUGUCUUCGAAUCCCUACGCGUUUUAUACACGGAUUGCACAAGAUACCAUCCUGGGAGACUACCCACGAACGAGGAGUUACAGAACGUCUUUAUCCAGGCGAUUCAGGACCUCGAUAGUCCCCCUUCUCCUAAAGAUGGUGACCCAGUGAUGCCAGGGGAGACAUAUCUCGUUAUCGAUGAAUUAGAGACGCUUUCGGCGAGCAUGCAGAGCGAGUACUCGAAAUUCAUCAAGACGAUUGCUAGCCUGCAGUUAGAGCAUUUCCACAUCCUUAUAACAGCUGAUAACCCCCUCGCAGUCGGACUAGCACCGCCCACGCAACCCGACAAAGCACCAAGGGGAAGGAAAGCUAAAAGGCGCUCGAGAGCGCUAGGUUUGUCGGGGACUGCGGCGGUUUCUAAAACGAGUUGGGUUGAGAUUGAUCUCAAUUGGCAUUCUACUGGCAAGGCGGCGAUGGAGUGGCUUAGAGACCGCUUUGCGAACGACCCUGCGCUGGCGAGUUACGCUAAUAUUCGCCAGGAUGUCAUGUUUCAGAUCCACGGGUCUGGGGAAAAUCUCCGCUGGAUAUACUGGACACUCAAUCGUCUGGGCCAAAUAGGGGCCAGGCAAGACUUGAACGACAAAGAUCUGAAACAGCUUGUUGAAUUAGCGCUGCAAGAGUACUCCCAGGGUGAGGAAGAGGAUAGAUUGGAAGAUGACGAUGACGAUGAUAAUGAUGAUGAUGAUGCUGAUGAUGAUGAGGGUCUUGUCGUGGUUGGUGCGAGGCGUCGUAAAAAGCAGAGGACUGCGGCUUGA